CGAAGACGUAACCGUCCCGUCGGGAUACCACUUGAUCUCCGAGAACGGAUGCUUUCGCAUGUACACGAAGCAGAGCUUGAUGAAGCGGUUCCACGUGAUCGGGCGUCGUAAACCUGCAAACGAAAGUCCUCUUUCGUCAGGAGCGGACCAGUCCCUUGUCGUUCCGUCCGAAAAAUUUCGUUGAUCGCCGCCACUUAACGAAAAAUCAAUAUAGGGGUAGCUGGGCAAUGAGCCGAUCUCGUCUUGCGCUCGCGAUUUUAAAAAAUGCCCCAACGAAAAGCGAAGUAAUUCGGAUGCGAUCUUUGGGUGAAUAACUGAAGAAUGUACUGCCUGGUCAUCGCGGAAAUAAUAGUACUCUCGUCCUUCCUGACCACCUGCCAGCCGCAGAAGCCGAACGUCGACAGCAGAAGGCACGAUGUCUACAUCGCCGGAUUUUUUCCUUUCGGGAAAGGUGUGGAAAACGCGAAUACUGGCCGCGGCGUGAUGCCGAGCGUCAAGCUCGCGUUGGACCACGUAAACGAGCACUCGACCGUGCUCAGAAACUACCGUCUUCACAUGUGGUGGAACGAUACUAUGUGUAACGCGGCCGUGGGUGUAAAGGCAUUCUUCGAUAUGAUGCACAGUGGCCCGCACAAGCUCAUGCUGUUUGGUGCCGCUUGCACGCACGUAACGGAUCCGAUUGCGAAAGCUUCCAAGCAUUGGCAUUUAACACAGCUCUCCUACGCGGACACCCAUCCCAUGUUCACAAAGGACAGCUUCCCGAACUUUUUCCGCAUCGUACCGUCGGAGAACGCAUUCAACAAACCGCGCCUCUCCCUUCUGAGGGAGUUCAACUGGACGCGCGUCGGCACAAUUUACCAAAACGAGCCGAGAUACUCGCUGGCGCACAACAGGCUCGUCGCCGAUUUGGACACGUUAAACUACGAGGUGGUCGAGACGCAGAGCUUCACCAACGAGGUGACGAUGGCGCUCGUCAAGCUCAAGGAGAAGGACACGCGUGUGAUUCUGGGCAACUUCAACGAGUACUGGGCGAGGAAGAUCUUCUGCGAGGCGUACAAGCUGGAGAUGUACGGCCGCAAGUACCAGUGGAUUAUAAUGGGGACGUACAACGAGUACUGGUGGCGGAAACCGGAUCGCGACUCGAACUGCACAGAGGACGAGAUCGAAAUCGCGAUGGAGCAGACGAUCUUGACGGACCUACUGCCGUUAUCGACCACGGGGGAGAUUACAGUUUCGGGAGUCACCGCCGACGAGUACAGUGCCGAGUACGACUCGAGGCGCGGAAAGGAGUACUCGCGAUUUCACGGGUACACCUACGACGGAAUUUGGGCCGUCGCGUUGGCGAUUCAGCAUGUCGCCCACAAGAUUCGCUACUUCAGACGAAACCAGACGGUUUCCGAUUUCAGGUAUAGGGAUCCGCUGUGGGAGAAGCUUUUUUUGGACGCGUUGCAGAACACAAGCUUCGAGGGCGUGACUGGUCCCGUACGUUUCUACGACAACGAGCGCAAGGCGAGCAUUCUACUCAAGCAGUUUCAGGAGGGUAUCGAAGUUAAGGUAGGCGAGUACAGUGCGGCGACCCAGCAUCUCGACUUGACGCUCGGUAGCCCGCUGAAAUGGAUCGGACGACAGCCACCGAAGGAUCGCACCUUGGAGAUUAUCGAGCACACGCGCGUCAACAAGACUGUUUACGCGAUUUUCGCAUCGCUCGCCAUCUGUGGCAUAAUCAUGGCGUCCGUUUUUCUCGCCUUCAACAUCAAGUAUCGCAAUCAGCGGUACAUCAAGAUGUCGAGUCCGCAGCUGAACAAUCUGAUCAUCAUCGGUUGCAUGCUCACCUACACCAGCAUCGUUUUUCUCGGCCUGGACUCGGGACUUUCGAGCGUUGAUGCGUUUCCUUACAUCUGUACGGCUCGAGCGUGGACGUUGAUGGCCGGAUUUUCGCUCGCCUUCGGAUCGAUGUUCAGCAAAACCUGGCGAGUGCACUCGAUCUUUACCGACGUCAAACUCAACAAGAAGGUCAUAAAGGACUAUCAGCUCUUCAUUGUCGUCGGCGUUCUUUUGUUUAUCGAUUUGGCGAUUAUGACGACGUGGCAGGUGGCCGAUCCAUUUUAUAGGGAAACGAAGAGAAUGGAGCCCUAUCCUCAUCCGUCAAGCGAUGAUAUUCUUAUAAUCCCCGAAAACGAAUACUGCGCAUCGGAACGUAUGACUCUUUUCGUCGGCUCCAUCUACGCGUACAAGGGGCUGCUCAUGAUCUUCGGCGCUUUCUUGGCCUGGGAAACGCGGAACGUUUCGAUACCGGCCUUGAACGACAGUCGACACGUCGGCCUCUCCGUCUACAACGUUGCGAUCAUGUGCAUCUGCGGCGCGGCGGUCGCGCUCGUUCUCGUCGACCAUCAGGACGCGAUGUUUCUGAUCAUCGGCGUUUUCGUGCUUUUCUGCACGACGGCAACCCUGUGGCUGGUCUUCGUGCCGAAGCUGGUCGAGCUGAAGCGCAAUCCGGGAGGUUCCAUCGACAAGCGGAUACGCGCCACCUUGCGGCCGAUGUCGAAGACGCGCCGCGAUUCGAGCGCCACCGAGCUCGAGCACAAGCUGAAGGAGGUCAAGGCGAACAACUCGCGUUUUCGCAAGACGCUGCUCGAGAAGGAGACCGAACUUCAGAUGCUGAUAAAGCGUUUGGGCGCCGAGGCGAAAGAUAUACUGGACGCGCGGACGGAUUCGAUCAACGACGUGAAUCGACUUUCCGUGCCUCUGCUUCGUAAGGAGGCGCCGAGCGCGACCGAAACCAGUGAUAUUACGUCAAUAUGUAGCUUAAGUUCGCAAGAUUUCGCAUCCUUCCAUCAUUCCGAUAGUCAAAAGAAGAAGAAGGUCAUGUCCGAAUCGCCCAAGAUAGCGGCGGUGAAAGAUUCCGAGGAGAACUUGGUGAUGCAGAACGGGAACGUCGGCAAGCAGGACGCGGACGUCGUCGAGGAGCGUCUCGGCAGCGAGAAGGUUCACAAGGCGAUGUCCGACGGCGGCAAGUCGGAUUACGUCGACAAGAGGCGCGGGAGCAUGCGCACCGAGGAGCACUCGGACGCGUCGUGCAACCGUCGGCUGAGCAUACCGAUAAAUCGAACUCCGAAGAAGAAAACCGAGGGCGGCCAGCAUGUCGUCGCGAAGAGCGAGCUGUGGGACACCGGCAGCCAGCAUCGUUGCAACAAGGUGCAUCAGAAGAAUUCGCGCGUGGUCACCGUGCAACAGGAAGACGACGACGGAUUCAUGCACCGCUCGGUGUCCGAGAAAAAUCGCCACACGAAUCCCAAGAAGGAGAAGAGCCCGACGAAGAAGGAGCACGCGACGGGCAUCUGCAAUCAGCACGCGAAGAUCGGCUACUACCAGUCGACGCCGAACGUCGCGACCCUCAAGCCGAGCUUCACGUCGUCGGCGACGAUCCGCGAGAAGCCGAUGCACAACGCGACGUCCGAGUCCGAACUCUUGGACAAAGAGAUACUGCCAAUUUUCCAGAAGCUACUCACCGAGAAGAAUAAGAGCCAACACAAUAUUAAUUACUCGUUUGGACGCUCGUGUCCGAAUAUUUCUAUAAAGUGCGACAUCGUCGAGUACUUAUAAGUUUCCGCUGUUCAUCCUUCGAUCGCCUAAACAAAACAAAAGAUAUAUGUGUAUCAAUCAAUGCACAAAAAGUCUCUCUUUUCAUGGUUGUGUUUAAUCUAGUCAAUGUCUUAAUAGGAUGUAAAUGUCAUUAGGUAUAAGGUACAUGAUAAUCGUAA
This is a messenger RNA of Photinus pyralis (common eastern firefly), 3761 nucleotides long. It is a transcript of the gene GABA-B-R2, whose product is annotated as gamma-aminobutyric acid type B receptor subunit 2. The transcript has 13 exons. Gene Ontology annotation, cellular component: membrane; G protein-coupled receptor heterodimeric complex. Gene Ontology annotation, molecular function: G protein-coupled GABA receptor activity. Bases 322 to 3603 code for a protein of 1093 amino acids. Gene Ontology annotation, biological process: G protein-coupled receptor signaling pathway; gamma-aminobutyric acid signaling pathway. The record is from RefSeq and is a predicted model, not a curated record. NCBI's taxonomy places the organism in Eukaryota, Metazoa, Arthropoda, Insecta, Coleoptera, Lampyridae.